UUAUAACUAAUCUGUAAUAACUCGAUUCAGUUUGUGAAGAAAAAACAUCAGAGAAGAUGAAUAGGUCCAACGAUGUUAGUAAUGAUGAGGUUACUGUUGUUAUGGUCCCUCUUCCCGCGCAAGGCCAUCUCAACCAGCUUCUUCAGCUGUGCUGCUUAUUCUCCUCCCAUGGCCUCCCCGUUCACUACGUCGGAUCCGCCAUCCACAACCAACAAGCCAGACUUCGAGCAAACGGCUUAGACCCAAACAAAAUAGCCAAAAUCCAUUUCCAUGAUCUCCCAACCCCUGAUUUCGAUUCCCCAUCCCCUAACCCCAACGCCUCCUUCAAGUUCCCCACUCAUUUGCAGCCAAUUUGGGAUGCCUCGCAGCUUCUCCGCCGCCCCACAGCGCUUCUUCUCCGGGAAUUAGCGGCUAAAUCUCGAAGAAUCGUGGUUAUUCAUGACUAUUUGAUGUCUUAUGUUGUCCAGGAUGUGGCGACAAUCCCCAAUGCGGAGUCAUAUAAUUUCAAUUGUGUUUCGGUUUUGUCUAUGGUUUGUUACAUGUAUCAUGGAUUGGGGAAGAAAUUUGUCGCGGAUGGGGAGUUGAGAGAGCUAAUGUCGCCCCCUGAGGGGUGCACGACUGAUGAAAUUGUGAGGCUAGGGAUUGCUCAGAUGGAGCCUUUGAGUGUGAGGAGUGGGGAUAUUCAUAACUCCAAUAGGUUGAUUGAAGGUCCAUUUAUUGAUUUAUUGGAGGAAAAUGAAACAGCCCAGAAGUGGAAGCAAUGGUUUAUUGGUCCCAUUCUCCCUGCAAACCCUAACUUAAACUCAAAAACACCCAAUAAUGCUAAUUCAUGCUUAGAUUGGCUUGAUGAGCAACCUCAAAACUCUGUUCUGUACAUUUCAUUUGGUACAACAACUUCAAUGUCUGAAAUUGAGGUGAGGGAAUUGGCUUUGGGAUUGGAACAGAGCAAACAGAGGUUUCUAUGGGUGUUGAGAGAUUCAGACAUUGGUGAUAUCUUCUCCAGAGCUUGUAGAAAGAUUGAGCUGCCGGAAGGGUUUGAGGAAAGGGUAAAAGGAGUGGGAUUGGUGGUUCGGGACUGGGCGCCCCAACCCGAAAUCCUGGCCCACCCGUCCACUGGAGGGUUCAUGAGUCAUUGCGGGUGGAAUUCGUGCAUGGAAAGCAUCAAUUUUGGAGUUCCCAUAGCUGCCUGGCCUAUGCAUUCUGAUCAGCCCUUUAACAGUUUUUUGGUUGCAGAGGUUCUCAAAAUAGGCUUGAUGGUGAGAGAAUGGGAGGAACGUGAAGAGGUGGUGGGCUCAUCAGCUAUUGAGAAUGUGGUGAGGAGACUUAUGGCAUCAGAAGAAGGAGAUGAGAUCAGAAAGAGAGCUCAACAACUUGGGGAAAAUGUUAGAAAAUCAGCACAACAAGGAGGUGCUUCUCAGAUGGAACUCGACUCUUUCAUUGCUCAUAUCACUAGAUAGAUGGUUUAUUUUUCCUGUUUUGAAAUGUAUUGUUGUGCUUUGUCUUACAAGAAUAAAUUUUCUUAUGGAAAAAUAUUGUUUUAGAUUUCUUCAA
This is a messenger RNA of Ipomoea triloba (trilobed morning glory), 1551 nucleotides long. RefSeq names its product zeatin O-xylosyltransferase-like. Bases 57 to 1457 code for a protein of 466 amino acids. NCBI's taxonomy places the organism in Eukaryota, Viridiplantae, Streptophyta, Magnoliopsida, Solanales, Convolvulaceae. The record is from RefSeq and is a predicted model, not a curated record. The transcript has a single exon. Gene Ontology annotation, molecular function: UDP-glycosyltransferase activity.